Planococcus citri (citrus mealybug) is the source of this 1082-nucleotide messenger RNA. RefSeq lists its product as uncharacterized. Gene Ontology annotation, biological process: axon guidance. The coding region runs from base 472 to 969 and encodes 165 amino acids. Lineage: Eukaryota; Metazoa; Arthropoda; Insecta; Hemiptera; Pseudococcidae. The transcript is spliced from 3 exons. The record is from RefSeq and is a predicted model, not a curated record.
AAGUUAUCCGAGGCGAGUAUUUAAAACGUAUUUAUUAUUUUUAAUUUUCAGUUCAAUGACAGAUUCGGUGUAUUUCACGUUCUCUUCGCUAUUCAUCGUUUUCGUUUCUUCGACAAAACCGUCGAACGACUCUCAUUAUUAGUUACGUGUAUUAACGUGCAGCACGCCGCAAAUACACACCAAUAUUCAGCCUAUCUGAGAACAUCGUCGUCGUCGUCGUCUGCCAGUCUCUUCGGUUCGCCUUACGAUACAUGCGGUUUAAACGUAACGAAUUUUAUCGCCAGUCGCGUGCAAUUCUGUUCAUCUCAUCGCCAGUGCAUCGUGUCGGUGUCGGUGUUCGAUUCUAGUGAUUUUUUUGAAUAUGAUUAUACUAAUGACUAAUUAGAAUACAAAAUGACAUUUGUUUGGAUUUGCGGACUCAGUUCAUCGCUCAAAAGUGUGGGAUUUUUCCAAUGGGAAGAUAUUCAUUAAAUGGAGACCAGUGAAAUACCACCGUAUACGAUAUUCACCGUCGAUAGUACCGAAUUGGACGUGGACGUAACCCAAGUACCAUCGCCUCAGCCAAAAUACUCAUCCGCAGAUGAUCCUCUGCUCACGGACGUAUGGAUCGGAUUAAUUCUAAUAUUAAUGGUGUUGAUAUGCAUCGGAUACAUUUGUACCUGUUUACUGUACCAUAAAUUCCGUAGAUGGAAACAAGAAGUUCUACAAGCUCAACGAGCAAUGAACACCAGAGUACCUUUCAGAGAGGAAUACACUUACGAAGAAUCGUUACCAAGUUACACAAUCGUCACCGGAUUACCAUCUUAUGAUCAAGCUAUGGAACAGUUUCGUAAAAUUAGAACCAUGAGAAGAGUAUCUUCGCCGAAACUUGGUCCGGAUGAAGAUCGACCACCGAAAUUAACAUUCGCUCGUUUAUCCUUAGGAGACAUAUUUCAAUUUUAUAAAAAUGAUAAAACUUUACCAGUGUAAAUGCUGUAAAUAGAUUUUUGUAAAUUUUUUUUUUCUUUUGUACCGAACUACCUACGUUUUAUUUCUUGAGAAUUAUGUACCUGUGUAUUGAAUAAAAUUCAUUUUUAAGCGUG